CAAACAUCAGCCAGCAGGGACAGGGAUGCAGGGUUCCGUCGCCGAUUAUAUAGAGAGAUACGAUUUUUAAGUAAAUUCGAAAUAUUUAGUAGGUAAUCGAAAAUAAUCCAGUAGAAAGACGAAUUGUCAUAAUAUUAUCGGGACAUUAAAGUUAUUCCAUGGAGCGUAAUACUUCUAAGCUGACUGCUAAGUGACCUCGUACCACAGAAAUUGACGACGAAGGAUUGUCGUGUAAUUUGUUUAGGUAUGUCGGUUUGGUCUGCCAGUACGGUUGGAAAUAAUUACCGCUUGCAACAAGGCAGUCGUUACGAUCCAUCCAAUAGUUGGUGCCCAAAACUGAGCAAGAUAUACCUUGACUUUAAGGUAGACCGCACUGCAGUUCUCCAAUAUUGUGUAAAAAAUAGCACCCACAAGUGCGUGAUGUCGGGCGAGACGCCGAUCCAGUCGGCCGAGGGGCUCCACACCCCGGCGUACCUGUCGUGGAGGAAGCUGCAGCUCAGCCGCGCCAAACUUAAGGCUUCCAGCAAAACGUCGGCCCUGCUAUCUGGGUUCGCCAUGGUAGCUAUGGUGGAGGUGCAACUAAACCAGCCGAGUGAGACAAAAGUGCCCACGGAAAUGCUCGUAGCGUUCACAGUAUGCACCACAUUGCUCGUAGCCGUUCAUAUGCUCGCCUUAAUGAUAAGCACAUGCAUUCUCCCCAACAUCGAAGCGGUAGGCAACCUUCACAGCAUAUCCCUAGUCCACGAAUCGCCCCACGAACGCCUACAUUGGUACAUAGAAAUCGCAUGGGCAUUCUCAACCUUACUAGGUCUUAUCCUGUUCCUAAUAGAGAUAGCCAUACUCUGCUGGGUAAAAUUCUAUGACCUCAGCGCUACUGCCGCAUGGUCGGCCUGUGUCGUGCUGAUACCAGUCAUGAUCGUGUUCCUAGCUUUCGCGAUACAUUUCUACAUGUCCCUGGCCACACAUAAGUACGAGGUAACAGUGACGGGUAUCAAGGAGUUGGAAUUGCUCAAGCAACAGAUAGAAAUGGGGGAUCAGGACGCGCGGAUGAAUAAUCUCACGCUUCUAGACCAGAGUCACAUAGUGUGAUAUUUUAGUUUUAAUGUAAAACUAGUAAAACCGGGUCCACAGUGCGUGUUUCGACCAUUCAACUGAAUCAUGUCAACAUUAAGCAAAAUCGUCUACACAAAAAUACAGUUUCACAGUACAGUUUUGCUUGCAUCAACAAUGCUUUUGUUUUCGUUGCCGGGUGGAAAACGCGUAUUAGACAAAAAGUACACCCGCGCUGGCAGGUUCAAAGUACUGUCAUUCAACACGUAUAAAUUACAUACAUUUUCUUAUAUGUGUUUUGGUUGAAAUCGCUGGAGACACGGUUUUACAGAAGAAAGGGAUACAGGCAUCUCCUGCGACCUUCUCUUUUUUCUAUAUAUAUAUGCAUCCCUUUCUCUAGGUCGGCGCCUGCCAAAUCUGAUUAGUUUAUUAUGGUGUUUGCAAUUUAUGCGUAAUUUAUUUAGAUUUGAUAAUUAAUGCUAUGACGUGACAGGUAUAAAUAUUUGCCUAACACUAAUUCUUGAAUUUUUUUUCAGAGAUGAUACUACAUUCUCGUGCUAUCUUUUAUCGACAGAGAAAGUACGGAAAUUGUGGUUUCAAGUUACCUUAAAAAAAAUGAUUUUUAUGCGUGCUCCAAAUAUGCUUAAAUUGCAACACCAAUUUAAACAUAUAUAAGUUACUGUACUUAGCAAUUACAAAAUAGUACUUAUUUUAAGUGCCAAUAUUUAAUAUUUAAUCUCCUUGGGAAGUUCGUUUUGUUAAUGUAAUUGUUUAUGGAGUCAAGUAAAUAGACAAGUCACGAAACAUGUCGUGUACAUGACAGCUGAAUCUCUGUGUACGCAGUUGUUUGUAAUGGGGGUGAUAAAAAAUGUUGUUUGAUUAAAAUAGUAGAAUCCGAGCCAUGAAAGAAGUUUUAAUUAGUGCAUACAUAUUUUCAGUAACGUAUAGAUAAACUAGCGACCCGGCUUCGCUGUGGUAGGUAACUAUAAAAAAGUAGGCUGUGCUGGUUUCGUCUAUCUCUCUUCGUGUCAAAUUUCAUCGAAAUCGGUCCAGUAGUUUUUGUGUUUAUUCAUUAUGAACACAAACAAAAAUACAAAUAUUUUCUCUUUCUACUAUUAGUAUGGAUAGGCUACACUCUACGACUAAGCGCAUUAAGCUUGUAUCGCGGGUCUGGAUGGACACAGUGCGGGAUGGACACAAACACGAAAACUGGCACAACACAUGCAGGUACAAAUAUUUGCCCGCGCUGGGAAUCGAACCAAGAGCCAAAUAGCAGACGGUCGUGGUGAUCACUACGCCACUGAGGUCGUCAGAAGUCCCGCCGCAAUAUGUGGAACUAUCAAAAACAUAUCGGCCACGUUGCUGUUGUCACCGACUAGAGCUGCGUCUGGGGAACUUCUUUCAUGGCUCGGACUCUCAAAUAGUUGAUAUGGUGACAACGCUACGUUUGUAUGCGUAUGCGCAAAAGGCAAAAUAGCUCUAUAGUUCUUAUUCUAAUAACUGUUAUUUGUGAUGUUUCUUACAUUAUUUACUUAUUUCAUCGUUAUUACUGGUAUUACAGUCAACAGCACAUCGAGUUAUCUCUAUUACUGCCGCAUAAAGAUCAAAGACAGGAUAACUUGACGUGAAAUCGACUGUACUUUGUACAGGGUUUUUCUUUUCAUCCAUUGUAUUGUAUUUCUUAAAGAAUGUAGGUAUAUAACAAUAAAUUAUGUAUUUAUUAUUUAAGCUAAAAUUAACUACGCCUAUAAAGGUGUACAGUACACCACUACGCUAACUGCGUAAGGUGUGCGCACGCGUUUAGUAUGGAAUUCCAUACAUAAAACGCAUGCGUUACGUAUACGGUGUGAGAUAACCUUAAAGGUCAAUUAGAAAAAUAUCUACUUAUUCUUUAUUAUUUGAAAAAAUAUUCCUUUUUUAAAUUUACUCUUUUUCAAACUAAAAUCUGAUUGGAUAACUAUAAUCUUUCAUAUAUAUUUUUUUAUUCAUAUUAUAAGUAAUAAAGCCCUAGUGUCUUAAAAUUGCGCUCAAAUCAUAAAGACAUUGCCGGAGCCCACUUAUUGUUUAUUUUCAGUCAGAAAUGGUGUUACCGAACAUAAGUUCACUUUAAUCAUGCGUUGAUCAUUGAUGCACUUGCGCACAAGCAAGAUGGGUCGUGCCUUGAGGAGUUUAGAAAUACGGUUAUUCUAUUCACAAUUCUUUCGACGGUUUUUUUCGACCGAAUAAAACCUUUUGUAAAUACAUUGUGUUGAGGUCACUCUGCAAUUUGUUUGAAUGACUUUUUUCGCGACUUCGCAAGGCUUAAACACCUUUAUAUACAAAAGUAUUUUUAAGUAAUAAAUUAACAUCUUAUGUUCUUAUCUCGCUACAUAUUGUAUAAUUGUAUAGAGAUAGAUUGUAUGAAAGUUUUAAGACGUCUGCUUAAAAAUAUAUUUGAAUAAAGGCCUAGACACACGGAAUGUUAUCAUAGCAAUAACAGGAUAUUGACUGUAAAUGUUACUUAAUUACCCAAUAAGGACUGUGAUAUACUAUUCGACAUUGUAUUGAGAAUAUUAGCAUAAGAAUUGUGCAUAUAAAAAUGUAAACGAAAUUUUGUAUACAUGCUGCGUUAUUUAUAGCGGUAGAUUUUAUGAUCUGUUUUAUUCUAAUACAUUUGAUCAAUACAAUA
This is a messenger RNA of Plodia interpunctella (Indianmeal moth), 3718 nucleotides long. RefSeq names its product orai (gene Orai). Gene Ontology annotation, cellular component: membrane. The coding region runs from base 247 to 1089 and encodes 280 amino acids. Gene Ontology annotation, biological process: store-operated calcium entry. The record is from RefSeq and is a predicted model, not a curated record. The transcript is spliced from 4 exons. Lineage: Eukaryota; Metazoa; Arthropoda; Insecta; Lepidoptera; Pyralidae. Gene Ontology annotation, molecular function: store-operated calcium channel activity.